Molecule: messenger RNA, 1212 nt
Organism: Maniola jurtina (meadow brown)
Lineage: Eukaryota; Metazoa; Arthropoda; Insecta; Lepidoptera; Nymphalidae
Product: FAM172 family protein homolog CG10038
Exons: 7
Coding region: 184-1152 (322 amino acids)
Biological process (GO): regulatory ncRNA-mediated heterochromatin formation
Cellular component (GO): nucleus
Molecular function (GO): siRNA binding
Source: RefSeq, a predicted model, not a curated record
CACAGACCAUCACCAAUAAUAACAUGAUUUUUGAGAAGUUGUUAUUUUUUGCGUUUGAUUGAAUUAAUUAAUAUUAUUCAAGUUAAACAGUAAAGUAUACCCACAUAACAAAACCUAAGUUACCUUCGUUUUAAGUUUUGUUAAAAAACUUAUAUCUAAGUAGGAAUAUACAAGAUUAAAUUCAUGAAUAAACUUCUCCGGUUUUGUAAACAAUCUUUCGGCAAAGGCCCAAAAGUGGUUUUUACUGGCACGAAUAAUUAUUGUUUAACACACAGGAAGACUAUGGCCGCUAACAAAACUAUCACGGAUUUAGGCUAUGCGUUUAACUCAGAUGGACAAUUAAGAAAAAUAGAUGAAAAGGGCCAACCAGGCGAUGAACAAUUCCAAUUCAAUAUCAGCAAUGAUCACCAAGAAUGCCAGGCCCAUUAUGAAGUCCUUGGUGCAGCGAUCACUGACUACAUAUAUCAUUUGUUAGAGAAAGAGGGACUAUACAGACUGCCUGUGCCUAAAGGGAGCAUGGAGGAGGAUGGGACGUUUAUAUUUGUAUCCAAAGAUUAUGAUAAGAAAGAUGUAUUGAUGGUGUUGAUACACGGCUCUGGGGCAGUCAGAGCUGGCCAGUGGGCUCGUUCGCUCAUAAUUAAUGACACUCUGGACUCCGGUACUCAAAUCCCCUACAUCAGACAAGCACAGAGAAGAGGCUAUGGCGUCAUGGUACUGAAUUGUAAUGACAACUAUCGGGAAGACAAGAAGAUUAAACAUAGCAGCACAGCUGAGGAACAUACUAUGUAUACGUGGGAGACGUACAUAACAAACACUAAAGCGUCAAGCAUCAUUAUAGUGGCUCACAGCUACGGAGGAGUCCUCACAGUGAUGUUGGGGGAUAAACAGAAGAAGCAGUUUGAGAAGAGAGUCAAAGCAGUGGCAAUGACAGAUUCAGUUCAUGGGUUCUCUGGUGCAAAGAUUUCAAAGCACUUGAAGAAAAUAUCAAAAAACUGGAUCUCAAGCACAUCACCAUUAGAUACUCCAAUGAACACUCCGGACUUUGAUAUCACAAGAGUUUCAGCUGGUCAUCCAAAACACGAAAUGACAUCAUGUAAAUGCAUAGACUCAGUUUUUACAUUCUUUGAAGAAAAGUUAAAAGAAAAGGAAUAAACCAUAUCGGAAUCACAAAUUAAUAUAAUUUGAUUUUUAUUAUUUAAGGGUAGAUAAUGG